AUGAUAAAUUGGUUUUGGGACGGCAACGAUUGGAUGAUUAUGGAGGAGUUACUGGUGAGCGCGGAUGUGGAGCACAUCGUCGAUCUGGUCAUGGAUAAACUGUAUUUCGCCGUUACCUAUUCCGAUAAAACAGAGCUGAUCAAGAACACGAGGGAUAUUUUCUAUUUCAACGUCGACGAGGAGCUCAUUUACAUGAACUAUUAUUUGGAUUUCGGGCCUUUAAAUAUCUCCUGUUUGUACAAAUUCUGCAUGAAACUUAACUCUUACAUGCAAUGCAGCCAAAUUAAUAAGAUUGUCCAUUACACCUCGAGCGAUCCUAAUAAGCGUGUGAAUGCUGCUUAUUUAAUCGGUGCUUAUUGUAUUAUAUACUUGAACAUGGAUCCACGUUUUGUUUAUAGAAAACUUUUGGAUUCUGGUGGUUCUUUCAGGCAAUUCGUUGACGCUUCUCAAGGCAUUUCACGUUACACUUUAAAACUAAUCGAAUGUUUGAACGGUGUACAGAAGGCUAAGUUCUUCAACUUCUUCGAUUUUAACGACUUCAAUGUUGCCGAAUACGAUUUAUACGAUAAAAUCCAAAACGGUGACUUCAAUUGGUUACUGCCCAGAAAAUUUCUUGCUUUGAUCGGACCAAUAGACAAGGAGAUUUCUCCAAAUGGACACGCCCCUAGUUUUUAUAUUAAAUAUUUCUUGAAGAAUGACGUCCGCACCGUCGUUAGGCUUAACAACAAACUUUACGAUCCUUAUGUAUUUUCAAAAGCAGGAAUUGAUCAUUACGAUUUGUUCUUCCCGGAUGGAACCACGCCCCCAAAGCAAAUACUCAUGCGCUUUUUGCAAAUUGCUGAAAAAACUUCAGGAGCCAUAGCGGUCCAUUGUAAGGCAGGAUUAGGAAGGACCGGCUCAUUAAUUGGUGCUUACAUAAUCAAGCAUUAUCAUUUGUCGGCGAAGGAGGCAAUUGCUUGGAUGAGGAUAUGCAGGCCCGGAUCUGUGAUUGGUCAGCAGCAGGGUUGGCUUGAGAAAAUCGAACCUUGGUUAUGGAAACAAGGUAUAUUAUACAGAUUGGAACAUUAUGGUGAAGGUGAUAAGUUGCCGCACCACAAGUAUGGAAUUUACAGUAAAAUGUGGCAAAUAGAACGGAAGAAAAUGAUUCUAAUGGCUCAUAAACGAACUCUGAUGGAGGAAUCAAAGAAUCCGCAGAAGAAUUUCACUCAGUACGAGAUUUACAGGGUGAAACAGCGUGAGAAGGAGCUCCAGAAUCUUUUUAAGAAGAUCAAAGAGAACGAGCAAAAACCACCUGCUACCAUUAACGAAGCUUGCUAUGCGAAGAAAUUCACUACCCGUUUAUCGACUGAAAAGACCCAAGGGGAUCGAUUGAAUGAAAUUAAAAUGAGGAAAUAUUUUAAUAAUAUAUCGCAUAACGAUUCGAAUGCCUGCACGGUUUCAGGAGAAAACAAUAACGCUCGAUACAAAGCCAAUCUGAGGAUCCAAGGACUGGAUGAGUUCCAGGAUGAAUACGAUCCUUCUAAAUACAGUCGCGUCUCUGCAAAAGCGAAGGAAAAGUACUACGAUAUCGACUAACUACUGUAGAGAUAAAUAAAAUAUUCUACUUUUA
Messenger RNA from Nicrophorus vespilloides, 1609 nucleotides. RefSeq names its product dual specificity protein phosphatase CDC14B-like. The coding region runs from base 1 to 1575 and encodes 524 amino acids. The transcript has 5 exons. Gene Ontology annotation, cellular component: kinociliary basal body; nucleolus; spindle pole. NCBI's taxonomy places the organism in Eukaryota, Metazoa, Arthropoda, Insecta, Coleoptera, Silphidae. Gene Ontology annotation, biological process: cilium assembly; positive regulation of cytokinesis; protein dephosphorylation. Gene Ontology annotation, molecular function: protein tyrosine/serine/threonine phosphatase activity; protein serine/threonine phosphatase activity. The record is from RefSeq and is a predicted model, not a curated record.